Molecule: messenger RNA, 627 nt
Organism: Ustilago hordei
Lineage: Eukaryota; Fungi; Basidiomycota; Ustilaginomycetes; Ustilaginales; Ustilaginaceae
Exons: 1
Coding region: 1-627 (208 amino acids)
Source: RefSeq, a predicted model, not a curated record
AUGCGAUUCAUCACCCCCUCCAUCCUUGCCAUUCUAUUGGCCCUUGCUGUCACUCUUUCCACCGCACAACUCGCCGAUUCGGUCUCUGAACCCUUCCAACGUCCUCUCGACUCCUUCUUCUCCUCACCCGACCUCCUCAACCAGCGUUCUCUUCUGGAGGCCCGUCAAUCAUCCUCCAACUCUACCUCCACCUCCCCUUCCCCAUCCUCCUCCUCCUCCGCCCCCGACUCCACCGCUUCCGGCUCCGCCCCACCUGGUGGAGAGGCAACCAUCACCGAAUCCACCUGCAGCAUGACAACCCGUCUCUCCGUCAACCAACAAGCAUCCUGGGGUAACGGCUUCGUCAACACCUGCUGCGGUUUCGCUACCGGAACACAAUGUUGGUAUAGAAACCAAAACAUGGUUGAAGGUAAGGACGAGUGCGAAAUUCCAGAUUGCGCAGAUUUGCAAAGUGAGGAUAAGACGAGGAUGAUUGGGUUCAUUCCGUUGAGUUCCACCAAUGGAAGCGGCAAGUACGCAAACAUCUUUUUGAGUUUAGGAAUGUUGAGUGCCGGAAUGAUGACUGUUCCUGGAAUGGGGAUGAUGCUGGCGGUGGCGGUGGCGGUGACUAUUUUGGGUUUUGCUUGA